GUUGCUUUUGUUUUUGUUACAAAAUCACUUAUGAUUUUUGUGUUGUUUUAACAAAAAAUGUUAAAAUCUUAAACAGUAAAGAUAAUCCACACAAUUUACCAUGAGCUCGCCACUGGAACAGCAAACGGAAGAACGGGAGGCAUUGCAGUCAAUAUACGAGGGCGACACGAACUUCAAGGAAAUAGAUAGCGUCACAUUUCAGUACAAAUAUGGCGAAGAGGAUAACUACAAGUCGUUUUUGGUCGAGCUCAAGUGGGGCGAAAAUUACCCGGAUGAGGCGCCAGCGAUCAACAUGAACGCGUUUUACAAUAGGAAUCUACUGCCAGCUGUCAAGGAAGGGAUCCAAACGGCUCUGAGUACGGAAGCGGACCAAUGGCUGGGCUGUGGUAUGACAUAUACCCUGUUCGAAUGCCUUAAGGACAACCUGGAGCAACUAACCGCAGAGCAACCCGAAUCCGCUCCCACGGUAGCGUUAGUGGAUGAUGGCGUGGGUGCUCUAAAGAUCUCCGAUCCCAAUGCCGAUGCGGAGUCCAAGAAGAAGGAGCCCAAAAAAGAGCACUUGACUAAGGCGCAAAAGCGCCGGCAGUGGGAGAGAACCGAUCACAAAGGAGACCGGGAACGUGGCUGGGAUUGGGUGGACCUCGUCAAGCAUUUAUCGCAGACGGGUGGCAAAAACGAUGACGCUCUCACUGCCGCCGAAAUCGCAGCGUCCAACGCUCCAGCUCUCCAUCCCCUGAACAACUAAAAUGCCUACCAACUAAAAAUAGGAGUAAAAACAGCGAGGAAACCUCAAAUUGAAAUCAAAAGCCAAUACCGUUUUAAUGUGAUAGAAUAAAUGCGAGUGACUGCAUGCGCGGCUAUCAUAAAAUCUA
Drosophila mauritiana is the source of this 872-nucleotide messenger RNA. Its product is annotated as RWD domain-containing protein 4. Bases 101 to 745 code for a protein of 214 amino acids. The transcript is spliced from 3 exons. NCBI's taxonomy places the organism in Eukaryota, Metazoa, Arthropoda, Insecta, Diptera, Drosophilidae. Gene Ontology annotation, molecular function: protein binding. The record is from RefSeq and is a predicted model, not a curated record.